This is a messenger RNA of Vicia villosa (hairy vetch), 921 nucleotides long. RefSeq lists its product as uncharacterized. The coding region runs from base 1 to 921 and encodes 306 amino acids. Lineage: Eukaryota; Viridiplantae; Streptophyta; Magnoliopsida; Fabales; Fabaceae. The transcript is spliced from 2 exons. The record is from RefSeq and is a predicted model, not a curated record.
AUGCCUUCAAGGGUGGCGAAGGAGAUUUCUAAAUUCCAAAGUAAUUUUCUUUGGGGAGGGGUGGUGGAGGACAACAAAAGACGUAUUCAUUGGGUUAGUUGGAAGAAUGUUUGUCUUCCGAUUGAAUGUGGUGGUCUCGGAUUAAAAAAUAUCUCGGAUUUUAAUAUGUCUCUCCUUAACAAAUGGAGGUGGAGAAUUCUUAAGGGAGAGGAUUCGCUUUGGUUUAACUUGUUGAAAGCUCGUUACAGGGACAUCGCUAUGAAUAGUUUUUGUGGAGGGAAGGACGAGGUUUGUUGGAGGGUUUCGGGGGAUGGCAUUUUUUCCGUGGCCUCUUGCUAUAGUCUUAUUGCUAGGAAGCGUAUUCCGUGUGGGCCUUUUGAGAAGUUCAAUGAAGUUUUGUCUUUAAUAUGGAAGAUGGAUAUCCCUUACAAAAUCAAAGCUUUUGGAUGGAGGUUUUUUGUGAAUAGACUUCCUUUUAAGGAUUUACUUUUGGUUAGAGAUAUAGUGUUGUCUCCGGAAAAUUUAAAGUGUGUUUUUUGCGGUAUUGAUCCGGAAAAUCGUGAACACUCUUUUUUGAAAUGUAAAGGAGUGGAGGUGGUGUGGAGAGAAAUAUCUUCUUGGAUUGGGAAGCCUUGGAGGGUAAUAGAAGAAGAGUGUAAAGCGUGUUUUAUGGAUUGGUAUUCUGUUUGUAAAAAGAACAAAGUGAAAGUGAACAAAUUAGGUGUAGUGUGGAUAGCUACUAUGUGGAUUCUUUGGAUAAGUAGGAAUGGUAUUUGCUUUUGGAACGAAGUUUGGGAUGUGAAUAAUACAUUGUGGAAGAUCAAAUCUUUGUUGUGGAAAUGGUCUUUUUUUGGAGAAAUUACUCACCCCAUUAGUAGCUUUUACGAGUUUAACAAGGAUCCGUUGUUAUUCCUAUCGUAA